AUGAUGCGAUUGCUCACCGGAACUGAUAACGAAAUCACCGACUCCUUUGAAUUCGUGCCUCUUUCGAUUGACGCCUUCGGAUCUACAGUCAUCGUCGAAGGCUGCGAUCAACGCCGUGAUAUCUCCUGGAUACACGCCUGGACUGUCAACUCGCAUGGGAUAAUCACACAGGUUAGGGAAUACUUCAACACUUCCCUCACUGUGACUCGGUUCCUUAACUCUACCAAACCUGUUUCCGUUACUUCGUUACAUUGCCCUUCCGUUUGGGAGAGUAGUCUCGCUAAUCGCGUCGGAAAAUCUGUUCCUGGUUUAGUUUUAGCAAUAUAA
Messenger RNA from Lactuca virosa, 327 nucleotides. The record is from the annotation of a GenBank genome assembly. Lineage: Eukaryota; Viridiplantae; Streptophyta; Magnoliopsida; Asterales; Asteraceae.